AUGUCGCAGUUGAAAUUGGACUUGAAAUCUAAUACUUCCCUGAUAACCAGCCUGUUUAGCUGGGGAGACCAAGUUGAGUCAGUGUCAAGGCAGGUGUCUUCUGGGGAUGUAGAAGAGAGCUCCCAAGUGCCCAAGGUCAAAGAAGCAUCCAGUUCCCGGCUAGCAUCCGCCACUGUUAGCCAGACUUCUUUCAUCUACCACAAGAUUCAGCACUUCACUGAGCUCCACUUAGCCAAAGUGGAGAAGGUGUUUGAGGAGGAUGUCGGCUUAAAUGGAGCCCUGGACUUGAAAACUUUCAUUAAGUCCAUGAAGAAGGUGCUAAGCAAUGUUACAGAUGAGAUGCUGGAGGCGCUGUUCUUGAAAGUGGACUCAGACUGUGAUGGCAGUGUCUCCUGGCAAAAGUAUGUAGAUUUCAUGAUGCGGGAGUUAAGGGUAAAGGAAGAGACCAGGAAGAACCAGUACCGCCUGCACUUCUACUUUCCCAUGAGGAUCAUCCACCUGAAUCACGGAUGUGAGAUCGUGAAAGUGGAAUAUUUAAUCCAGCGCUUCAAGAAAAGUGGGGUUUUUCUGACUAUCACCAAAGAUGGAGUCUUGCAGUUCUGGACUGAGGCUUUCUCUAUCAUUAGCUCCUUUAGGCUUAAGGAUCUCCAGAAGCUCCACAAACAGCAGAUAUGGGUCAUCGAUAUGGUGUGCCUGCACAACAUGAACCUCAUCGCAGUUGCAUCCACUGAUCUGAAAAUUGAGUUCUUUGAUAUCAGUAACCAUAACUGUGUCCGGGCCUUCACCUUCUUUGACCUGGAUAGCUGUGUUCUGGUUAUGGAUUACUGGUCUGACUAUCAAAGAGGUGUGUUCUGCUACGGGGACACCAAGGGCAACGUCAUCAUCUUCACCUCUGAUGAUGUGACCAGUGGGUUGUUCAACCCCAGCUUCUUCCCCAAGACCACCAGAUUUGAAAAUUGGAACAACAUUUCCCUGAGGAAACUCUUAAAAGAGAAGUCCACUCUGUAUAAAAGUUACCGACUAAGGGCUGUCCAUACCAACUGGUGUGAGCAGGUCAAGUUCAUUCCCCGCCUGAACGUGGUGGCCUCCUGUUCAGCCACCGAGAAGUCCUCUCUGGUGAUGAUAAUAUUGCCACCCUCUGACUCGGAGAGGCCCAAGUUGUCAGUGCUGAAUUUAAGAAAAGGAAUUCUUUGCUUUGAUUACUGCCCAGACAAGAACUUCCUAGUGACUGGUGGCUAUGACCCCCAUAUCCGCCUGUGGAACCCCUUGAUCUCCAAAAAGCCUGUGUGGCUGAUGAAGGGACAUCAGACAUCAGUGACUCACAUCAUCAUGAAGAGUGAGAAUAGCAUCUUCAUCAGCAUCUCCAGGGACAAGAACAUCCGUGUGUGGGACCUACAGGACUACGACUGCCUCCAGUCCUUCGGUGGGAAGACGUUUGCCCUGGGAAACUGUGCCAUCACCAGUGCCUACUUACACAAAGACAACACCUUAGUCUGCAGCACUUACUCUAUUGGGAUCCUUAAAGGGUAUUUAGAGACCCAGGAGCCAACAAAAGCAGGGCUGAAGACAACACACAGCACUGCCCUGUGUGCUGUCCUCUACAGCAAGAUCGUGAAGCAGGUGGUGAGCGGCUGCCUGCACGGUGAAGUGAGCGUGUGGGAUGUCAAGACGGGCAAGAAGAAGAUGGAGUUCUCUGUGACCAGUACUCAGCCCAUGGAGCUGACGGCCAUGGCCCUGGACGAGUCAGGGCGAUGUCUGCUCACGGGUCUUCGAGAUGGCACCAUGAUGAUGUGGAACCACAGCACUGGCGAAUGCCUGCUAACCUUUCCCAACCCAGACCAAAUGGAGAUUACCGGAAUUGUCCAUAUGAGCAAAGGAUUCUACAUGUCAGGGUGGAAUAAGAGAAUCACCAGUUUCACGUUCCACAAGACCAAAUCAUUGCUCAUGUGCUACCAGUGGCAGACCUACCACAGCGAGGACAUCCUGAGCAUGGCCAAGUACCAGAACCAGUUCCUUGGGACCUCCUCCUACAACGGGGAUAUCCUUUUCUGGAACAUCAAUAUAGCGGAGCCUAUCUUGAGUUUCAAUGCCUCCAAGAGCCCGUGGCCCUUGCAGCCCAAGAAGGUGCAGGAACCUCUGGCUGAGGGCUUGGAGUCCAACGGAGACUUGAAGGAACAGAAGUGGGCGUAUAGGCCCUUCUUGCAGGCCUCUGAAGCCAACUUCAAGACGCUGAGCAAUGCCAUCUUGAGGCAGAGCCUGACGUCGGCUCCCCCCGCGAUGAGGCGAGAUGAGCACAGGUCUGUGCUCCAGAUACCUAUGAGUACCUCCAGAAUCCAGCUGACAAAGAAGUCCCAUAGCAGAUACAUACCUUACACAGAGACUGAAAGGAAAAAAGGGGAAUUCAAGACAAAGUUGAUGAUGCAGUCCAGCACAUCAGUGGAGAAGAUAAUCUUCCUGCAGACCAGAUCUCGCCUGCCUCACACAGCUGCCCUGCUGAGCAGCUGCGUCAAUGGCUACAUCUAUGCCUGGUCCAUCCAUGGGAGUGGAGGCCUGAUGGGGAAGUUCCCCGUGGACUCAGAUAAUAGUGGGAGUGUCAUUGUGAGCACCAUGGCCACUGACGAGGAUGACUGCAUCCUCAUCACAGGGGACUGUAAAGGAAAAAUCCGGAUCUGGGAUAUCAAGGAUUACUGCAUAUUUGUUGGGCAUCCCUCAACUCCACACAGUGUCAAAUACUCCAAUGAAAUACAGAACAAGUUCCGGGACUUAAUGCUUAGCCCCCAGAUCAGCACCCCGUACUACGUUCCCCUCAAGGAGAAGGAGGUUGUGGAGGGCCAGAGCAUUUCCCUGGUUCCCCCUAAGCUCCUGAUUACAUGGAAGGGCCAUUCGGACAACGUGACAGAUGUCAUGUAUGUAGACAGCUUCCAGCUGGUGAUCAGUGCUGGCCAGGACUGCAACGUCAAGGCUUGGAAACUCUCUGGUGAUGCCGUCGGGACAUUUGGCCUGAAUGUUUGGAAGAGACUACAGGAUGCCGCAGUGGACAGUGGUUACAAACAAGCUGAAAACUCAGAGGAGGAAGACAUCAUAGACAGCGUUUCUAAGGCCCCCCAGCUGGAUCUGCAGAAAGCCUCUUGUAGAAGGGAUCUAUAUGAGGCCCUGGCAUAUCAACGGCGGGAGCAGGCGGUACUGAUGGACCUUCUGAACCAGAGGCCUGAAAAGGAGGCUGAGGCAUGGGCCAAGCUGCAGAAGAUGGCUGUGACAUCACCGUGGCCUAGAGAGCACUCCCCGCAAGACAUCGAGGAGAGCUGGAACAAGUGGGAGUCUCAUGGCAAGCAGCUGAGUGAAGUCUUGGGAGCAUUCUACAAGCCCAAGGAGCACUCUCGGACCAGUAGAUUCCUGACCACCAGUGUGAAUUACAGCUUCAUGAAGCAGCAGAUCUCACCUCCGAUCUACCACAGCCUAUACUUCAACGAGCUGGAGCCCACCCAGCAGCUUCCUAACGUUAACUUACUAACGUUCAAGAUCCCAGAGCUGCAGGUCCAGCGUAUCGUCCACUGGGAGGAUGAGUCUACCCCGGCAGCCGCCGCCAGUCCUUCCCUCUCCUCUGUGCCCCCUGCCGCCUCGGCAUCAGAGCUGUUGGACUCCAUGUUUGCCUCACUGAAGCCUCAGGCUUCUAUCUCCUCUCUGUAGCCCCAUUCAGCUACCACAGCCCACUCCUGCCUCUCACUCCCAUCUGAGUGCUCUGAGUCCAUUCAGUAG
This is a messenger RNA of Dipodomys spectabilis (banner-tailed kangaroo rat), 3756 nucleotides long. It is a transcript of the gene Efcab8, whose product is annotated as EF-hand calcium binding domain 8. The record is from RefSeq and is a predicted model, not a curated record. NCBI's taxonomy places the organism in Eukaryota, Metazoa, Chordata, Mammalia, Rodentia, Heteromyidae. Gene Ontology annotation, molecular function: protein binding; calcium ion binding.